AUGGUCCUUCCUCGGUACCCUAUGUUCUGUAAUGAGAUAUUGUUAUUAUCCUUUAUGGUCCUUCCUCGGUACCCUAUGUUCUGUAAUAAGAUAUUGUUAUUAUCCUUUAUGGUCCUUCCUCGGUACCCUAUGUUCUGUAAUAAGAUAUUGCUAGUAUUCUUUAUGGUCCUUCCUCGGUACCCUAUGUUCUGUAAUAAGAUAUUGUUAUUAUCCUUUAUGGUCCUUCCUCGGUACCCUAUGUUCUGUAAUAAGAUAUUGCUAGUAUUCUUUAUGGUCCUUCCUCGGUACCCUAUGUUCUGUAAUAAGAUAUUGUUAUUAUCCUUUAUGGUCCUUCCUCGGUACCCUAUGUUCUGUAAUAAGAUAUUGCUAGUAUUCUUUAUGGUCCUUCCUCGGUACCCUAUGUUCUGUAAUAAGAUAUUGUUAGUAUCCUUUAUGGUCCUUCCUCGGUACCCUAUGUUCUGUAAUAAGAUAUUGUUAGUAUCCUUUAUGGUCCUU
Messenger RNA from Lottia gigantea (owl limpet), 495 nucleotides. RefSeq lists its product as hypothetical. The annotation marks the transcript as partial. The transcript has a single exon. The record is from RefSeq and is a predicted model, not a curated record. Lineage: Eukaryota; Metazoa; Mollusca; Gastropoda; Lottiidae.